Molecule: messenger RNA, 4736 nt
Organism: Frankliniella occidentalis (western flower thrips)
Lineage: Eukaryota; Metazoa; Arthropoda; Insecta; Thysanoptera; Thripidae
Gene: dock
Product: cytoplasmic protein NCK1
Exons: 7
Coding region: 224-1546 (440 amino acids)
Molecular function (GO): protein binding
Source: RefSeq, a predicted model, not a curated record
ACUUGACUCACUCCGGACCUGGCAACCCUGACACCCACCCAAACUAUAGUUUGCUAAUGGGUGCCCGGUGAGAGUGGGAGAGGCUUAUUGUGUAAUAAAAUCUUAAUUAUAUGAUACGCCGAGGAAUAUGUCAAGCUUAAAAAUUGUAUGAUAUAACUUGUUGGUGUGUGGUAUGAUGCAAGACAUUCAUGCAGUGGCUUGCUGAAAUUGAUGUGGCAGGCGUAUGGCGCACCCACCUGCACCCAGCAGUGCAUCGUGCUAUGCAUCGUGCCUAGCCGCCUGCCACUCCUUGUGUCACGCUCAGUGCCUAGCCAACACUAAUCUUUACUACAAAAAGAUAUUGUACGAGCGAACUCACCAACACAUGGCUGCAAUGCGUUCGCAUGGUAAAGCUAGCCAAGAUGAUGUGUGCUAUGUUGUUGCAAAGUAUGACUACACUGCUCAGGGUGCCCAGGAGCUUGAUCUACGCAAAAAUGAGCGUUAUGUACUGCUAGAUGAUACUAAGCAUUGGUGGCGUGUUCAAAAUGCACGCAGUCAAGCGGGCUAUGUUCCGAGUAACUAUGUUAAGAAAGAGAAACCAUCAUUAUUUGACAGUAUCAAGAAGAAAGUUAAAAAGGGUUCCGGAUCAAAAACUCUUCCGUCUGGUAACUCUCCUUCUAGGGUGAUGGAAUCACCUUCAAUGGCUCGGCGCCUGCCUGCAGAUCCAUCAGAGGCAAUUGGCACAGCAAUUGUGAAAUACAAUUAUCAAGCUCAGCAGCCAGAUGAGCUGUCACUAGUCAAGGGUACUCGUAUUUUGAUUUUAGAGAAAAGCAAUGAUGGAUGGUGGAGAGGUCAAAGUGGAAGUCAAGCAGGAUGGUUUCCUUCUAAUUACACUCAGGCUGAGUGUGAUGCAGAUGACACAUUACACACUUAUGCUAUGGCAGAAAAUGUUCUUGAUAUUGUAGUUGCAUUAUACUCAUUCAAUUCAACCAACGAUCAAGAGUUAUCAUUUGAGAAGGGAGAUCGUUUGGAGAUUUUGGACCGCCCUCCUUCUGAUCCUGAGUGGUAUAAGGCUCGAAAUGGUCAGGGACAAAUUGGACUGGUGCCGCGGAACUAUCUCCAAGAACUCAGUGAAUAUCUUACGCAGCCUUAUCAAAGUCGAAUUGGUGGAGGGCCAGUGGAAUCAAUAGAUCGUAGGCAAGGUAAUAGUAACAAGACGGGCCCUUCUACCUUAGAUAGACCACACCUGCUUGGGAAGCCAUGGUAUUUUGGUAGUGUUACACGAGCUCAGUGUGACAACUUACUGAACCAACAAGGACAUGAUGGAGAUUUCCUGAUAAGAGACAGUGAAACAAAUAUGGGAGACUAUUCAGUUUCACUGAAAGCUCCUGGCCGUAACAAACACUUCCGAGUUCACGUUGAAGGUGCUUUGUACUGCAUUGGUCAACGCAAAUUUCACACCCUGGAGCAGCUAGUUGACCAUUAUCAACGUGCCCCUAUCUACACAAAUAAGCAAGGCGAGAAACUUUAUCUUGUGCGCCCUUUGCCACGACCAGCUCAGACAUAGACUUUUUAUAUCUAGAUUGGACUUGCUGUUUGUGGCAUUCUAGUUACACAGAAUUCUUAUUGCUUUAAGAUGUUUUGUAUGGACGUUUUUUAACUCUUAAAUUUUUAAAAGUGAGUUGCAACUAGUGUAAUUAAGAUACUCAUCCAAUCAAAUGUAAAAGUGAGCUAUGAUGUUUUAGGAAAUAAUUGUUAUUGAUUUAUGCAGCCUGAGACAUGCCUGACACAGAACUUUUUGUUCUUUUCUGUGACUUUUAGUUACUCUUGAAUUAUUUUCUCUCUUUCUGUGCAAGGUGAUCUAAAAUUUGAUCAAACCAUGCAUCUUUGAACAAUGAUUUUCUCUCUUGUUUGUAUGAUUCUUCAUCAUAUUCUUAUAUUGAGAACAAACUUGUAAACCUAAUUUUCAAAUCUCCCUCUUCCCCCAUUAUUAUAACAAAACAUUUAUUUAAUGGUGUCAUAAGAAUUUGGUCCGAAAGUGAGCUCUCCCUGGCUCUCCGCACCACUUUCCCCACCCUUUCCCGCAUGUAUUUCCCCAGGCCAGGGGAGUGUUUGCCCCCAGGCAAGGGGGACUGGCGGGGACGGGUGGGGAAGUGCUGGGGAGAGCUCUCUUUUGAUUGACUUCAAUUUUUAUAGACUUACGAACCAGAAUCAUUAUUAAAAUCCGACUGGAAAUGGUCUCUUUCUCUCAUGCUUAGUAAGGUUUUUCUGUUAACACUGCCAUUGGUUUGUUGCUAUACAAAAACAAAUCCAUCAUAUAUGAUAUUACUUAUCUAAGGUCAUGGGCUGUAUAAAAUUAAUCUAAUAUUUGAGGACCGAUUUUGCAAAAUAUCUCCACAUGCUUUUACCGCUUAUAAGUUCAAAGUGGUACUUUCUGCAUCAUAAUUAUACCGUAUGUCUGUUGUUGUUGUUUUAAACUUUUUGUCAUGACAGUUCAAUAUUCCACAUGGUCUUCAUUGCACAUUUACAUACUGUGGUUAAUUAGUAUUCAUUUUUACUCCAGAAAUUAUAUUUUUCUGGGUUUUUCUGUGUGUGUGAGAUUGCGUGUUACCGUUUUUCUUUAUUUUCGUAGAAUUUGGCCAGCUUUUAGUAAUGGUUUGUUACUGUCAAGGGUUUUAUUCUAAUUUUAAUGUUUUUACGCACAUGAUUGUACCACCACCCGGUUUUUAAUUAACUUGUAAUCAUUUCCCUGUGAAAAUUGGACCCUUUUAAUUUCCUCUGUUCAUGAAAUAUCGCUGAUUCUAUGAAAUGUUUUUUUACAGAACAUAUUUUUCCUCAUUGAAAAAUGAGCCUCUAAUCUGCUUCAUACUUGUAAUUAAAUAUAUGUUUAUAUCAUUGUAUAAAAUAUUUAUUUCAUUUAUUUCAAACUUAGAGUUUUAGUUUACUGUAAGUUGAAUGCAUGGAGCAUAAGGUAAUUGCUCCUUGUUAUCAUUUGCCAUCUUCUUAUCUCCUUUAUUUUCUUACUGUGAAUCUCUUGUCUUGUUGGUGAUAUUUGUGGUGUUUCUUUUUUUUUUUAAAUUAAUAAUUUUAUUGCUUUAAAUGAUUCAUUCAAUCAGCAUCACAUACCCAUUGGUAGGUCUGGGUAUCCCAAAGGGGUUCCAAUAUGUUGAAGCAAGUAAGCUUACUUUGAGUCCGUGUAGUUAAUUUUCUUAAAAAUACAAGGUGUUUCAUGAUAGAAUUAUAUCUUUAUAAAAUAUACUGUCAUUUUGUCUUCUUGGGUUGCACCCAGUUUUCUAGCAAGCUCGGACACUAACAGAAUUCAUUCCAAUGUUGCUGGGUAAUGAGUUUUAUGUUGUAUCAGAGGACCACCUACCAUCCGUGUCUAUUCAUAUGUAUCAAGAUGCACUUGUCUGCUCUUACUAAUACUAAUCUUCAUAAGAGUAGAAUAAUGCUUUCUGGAAAUGGGACUGUGUGCCACUCAAUCUAGCUAGACAUGCAGUUGUUAAAAUUAUCAAGUUUUGUGGUGUUUUCAUUCCUAUGGCUUAUCCAGCACAACAGCAGUAAAGCGACUGACUUGUUGAUUGAUUGAUUGGACCGGGGAGUGCGGUCAAUAGUGCCGAUGCCAAGUGGUAACCCUGCUGGCUCAGGGCUCCCCUGGUCAACUUAAGAUUGAAAGUUGUCUUUUGGCUUUGUGCUAGUGCCUCUACAUCACAAUUGUUAAAGUUGUUAAAGACAUUGCUUGCUUCACUCAAAUUUGAAUACUGUACUGUGUGAUUAGUCAAUUUUGAUUAUCUUUCGAGCUUGUUCCAGGUGGAGUAUAGAAAGUAAAGAGGCACCUAGUCAUUUGCCAAGAAAACAUUUUGGCAAGUUAUCAAUGGGAGUUAUUACUUUUAUAUUUAAAAAAACAAAAAAUAACAUGUGUGAAUUAAUUUCUGAAGUGAGCUGAGCAGUCCCAAGCCGAUGCAAUUCAAAUUUAGGUAGAACCAGCUCUUUUGCUGAAUGUUGACUUGUAACUGCAUCUUGUUUCUGGAAGUUCAGAUGACAAAUUCUCACCUAUUAACUUGUAGUUUUAGCUUAAAAUAUUAAAAAAAACAAUUGAAGAAAUUUGUCUUGCAGAAUUUUGCAUGCUCAAAAUGGAACGCAGCACAUAAGUCUGACCAGUAAAUCAAUGGACUGAAGAGGUUGGUGGCCACAAUUUCUCUAUUUCUUCAUUUUUAUUUUGGGAGCAAUUCAUCAAUUGUGUAUUUAUGUAUGUAUGGAGUAGCUCCUCAGCUUGUGUAGUUUUGUUUGUGGUGUAACAGAUUUCCCUUUUGUCUGAUCAAUCUACAUUCUUUUAUGUUUGUUUAUUAAUUUAACACAAUUCCUAUUAUUAAUCUGUCCACUUGUAAUUAAUUUUCAAAACUGUGCCAUAUUUUUAAGUUACAAUACAUUCAUAGGGUAGAUAUAAUUCUCUUUACAAAUCAGCUCAUUGUUUUUACUCUACUCCCAGGCAGUUACAUCUUAAAAUCUCCUCGCUUCUAGAAAGUAUACAUGGCAUUUGAACUAAGUAUGUUGUGUAAUUUACAAUAGACCCUAGUAGCUUCUGUGAAGCUGCUGAACAUCAAAGUUUGAAUGUCUUGGUGUCUGCAUUGCUUAAAAAACUUGAAAGUAUCGGUGACUGUACAGUAAUUUAAGUUCGUAUUGCCUUGGGAUGUUUAGUCUUAAUUCAGUAUACCCUGUAUUAUUAUUAAGCAUAAAUAAACAACACUUAUAGGUGA